Messenger RNA from Cyphellophora attinorum, 948 nucleotides. RefSeq lists its product as uncharacterized. The record is from RefSeq and is a predicted model, not a curated record. The transcript has a single exon. The coding region runs from base 1 to 948 and encodes 315 amino acids. Lineage: Eukaryota; Fungi; Ascomycota; Eurotiomycetes; Chaetothyriales; Cyphellophoraceae.
AUGGAUACUAUGCAUGCAGCCGUGCAAGAUGCAGACACCCGGCAAACCCCUCGACCAGGCUUGUUCGAUCGCCACAAUCAGAUGCUAGAAGAACACCGCAGGUUCCUUGAGCAAUUCAGGCAAGAGCGCAAGAGUGCCACAGGAGUUGAAGAAGGGAUCUCACUGGCCAUACAACAGACAGAGUGGAUGUUCAAAUGCUUUGCCGACUGCAAGUCCGCCUACGAAAGCAUCAACAAUGCUGCUACGGGAUCUUCACCUAUUCGCACCCAAAUCCCCCUCAGUGCCGGCAGCCCGACGUUGCCCGCGACUUAUGGCAGCCCACCAGAGACAGGACCCGAACUUGCGACGUUGCACAGGGAGCCAUACCAGAAGAUGGACGAUUCGGGCCUUUUCAUGUUUGAUACCAUACCGACUGACCCCAACGGGUAUCUGAAUGAAACUCGUUCCGAGAUGCCGCAAAGCAGGCAGAAGCGAAGGUGGUCCAACGAUAUGGCUAUCGACGACGGUGGUCAUCCUCGGCAGAAGAAGGCACGAAACAAUGGCCACAACGUCCACCCCGGAGGUACAACCUAUGCGAGUCGGUCCCACUUUUCCGUGCCAUACUCAGCCCGAGGUGCCGCGCCCGAGCCGCAGGACAGUGGUGAAGAAGACUCGUUCGUCAGAGAAGUGAAAGAGCUGCAGAAGGAGAAGGAGGCGAAGUGGCGGAAGCGGGAAGAGAAGAAACGCAAGCGCGAAAGUAAUGGCUCCGACAGAAACGCACCUCCGUCCGGACAAAUGGAAGGAAUGUCGAUCCGCCAUGGGCAUGAACCCGCGAGAAAGCGACGACGGACUAGUCAGAACAAUACUUCUGUGCAGCCCAACCCACAAGCACAUGGCACGCCAAAGAACAAGCGAUUACGUUCUACGUCGAGGAGAGGAGACAAGAAAGCGAAACGCCAGCGUCGUUGA